Messenger RNA from Centropristis striata (black sea bass), 1614 nucleotides. Its product is annotated as serotonin N-acetyltransferase-like. NCBI's taxonomy places the organism in Eukaryota, Metazoa, Chordata, Actinopteri, Perciformes, Serranidae. The coding region runs from base 144 to 824 and encodes 226 amino acids. Gene Ontology annotation, cellular component: cytoplasm. Gene Ontology annotation, molecular function: aralkylamine N-acetyltransferase activity. Gene Ontology annotation, biological process: response to light stimulus; circadian rhythm. The record is from RefSeq and is a predicted model, not a curated record. The transcript has 3 exons.
GGUGUUGGAUCAAGCUUCUUAUAAAUACAGACACAAAGCAUCCUGGUCUCCUCGCAGGGCCCCACAGAGGUGAUCCUGCAGAGCGGGAGAGGAGAGAGACGACAGAAGAAGUUGUUUUCUGGAGGGGAGAGAGGUAAAGUCGUAUGAUGUCCGUUAUUGGCGCGCAGCCUUUCAUCAAACCAAUGCAGCCCACACCCUCAGUUUCUCCUGGCAUCCAGCGGAGACACACGCUCCCCGCCAGCGAAGUCCGGCCGCUCAACACGCAGGAUGCCAUCAGCGUGUUUGAAAUCGAGCGAGAAGCAUUUAUCUCAGUGUCAGGUGAGUGUCCUCUCCACCUGGACGAGGUGCGUCACUUCCUCACGCUAUGUCCAGAGCUGUCCAUGGGCUGGUUUGAGGAGGGUCGGCUGGUGGCUUUUAUCAUCGGCUCUCUGUGGGACCAGGACAGACUCACUACAGACGCAUUGACUCUCCACAAACCCCGCGGCUCCACCGUCCACAUCCACAUCCUCGCAGUACAUCGCACCUUCAGGCAGCAGGGCAAAGGUCCCAUCCUGAUGUGGCGCUACCUGCAGUACCUUCGCUGUCUGCCCAACGUGCGCAGAGCUGUGCUAAUGUGUGAGGACUUCCUCAUUCCUUUCUACCACAAGUCAGGCUUCAAGGUCCUGGGGCGCUGCUCCAUCACGGUGGCCAACCUGACCUUCACAGAGAUGUGGUACCCCAUCAGCGGCCACGCCUACAUGCGGCGCAACAGUGAGGCGAUCCGUUUCCCUCACCAUCCCUUGACUCUGCCGCUGCAAAAGACUGAUGAACAAGCUGAUGUAUGACAUGGUGAUGUACGUCGCUGACACAGUGUUGUACCCUUUAUAGGAUGUUAGGUUGUUUAAUAAUGUGUAAAAUGGUCUUACUGUGUAAAUUAAAAACAAGAAUGUACUCUACUGCAAUGUGAUGUAUUAUAUGUAAAUUUGCUUUGUUAGACUCUCUCCUGUGUCUCUGGGUCAUUUUGUGUCGCUUGCUUUUGUCUUUUUGUAAUAUAUUUUUUUUUUUUUGCCCCUCUUGUAGUCAUUUUACAUAGUCCCUCUUGUCUCUUAUGCACUCUGUAUGCUCUUUAUAGUUGUUUUGGUCUCCUUUUAGACUUUUUGUCUCCUUAAAGUCAUUUUGUGUCUCUUCUUUGUUGGUAAAUGUCUCUUUGAAUGACACUUUGAAGGUGAAGGGCCACGGGGCCCUGAAACUUUGACACCUGUGCCCGGUCGGCCCAUUCAGUAAUCUAUCCAUGAGUAAUGUGUUGAUUCAGUAACUGCAGUUACAUUGAAGCCGUGUUGCGUUUGUGGUAGACAUUUGGACAGUAAUCUGUGUCCUGCUUAGCACCUUUCUGGGCUCUCCACAUCUAUGGACUGACGUCAGUGACCGGGCUUUAGCUCCUGCAGCUCUAUUAGGGGGCUUUAGCUAUAAUGGAGGGCUUAGGGAGGGGAGUCACUCAUCGUCAGUCUGCACAUCAGGACUUUGUAUUGUGAAGGGGGGGGUUAUUUUAUGUUUGUGUCUGUUACGGUAUCACAAUUUCAAUAAAAUGUUUUCUACUGUUUUUUAAGAUGAAAAAUUGUCAUUUUUUUAUUUUGU